Messenger RNA from Salvia splendens (bonfire salvia), 1520 nucleotides. Its product is annotated as protein IQ-DOMAIN 19. Bases 286 to 1299 code for a protein of 337 amino acids. Lineage: Eukaryota; Viridiplantae; Streptophyta; Magnoliopsida; Lamiales; Lamiaceae. The transcript has 4 exons. The record is from RefSeq and is a predicted model, not a curated record. Gene Ontology annotation, molecular function: protein binding.
GGCCUGUUUCCUCUCUGUUUCUUACAUACCAUUAUUGCAAUAAUACCUAUUUUACAGUUGAUAAAGAUUGAAAGUGCAAGAGAGUUGUAAAUGUAAAAGUACAUCAACCAUAAAGGCUAGCAAUUAUUUCUUGAAAGCUACUAAUCAUCAUAUAUGUGUAGUUCAGAGAGGGAGGAGAGAGGCUGAAGAAGAAAACAUGCUAAGCUAAGCUAGGCUCUUCACAUCAUCCGUUGCUUUCCCUUCCUUUGUAUUGUCUGAAGAGAUUCAGACAGCGAAAGGAGAGAAAUGGGGAAAACAGGGCGAUGGCUGAGAAACAUCUUAACUGGGAAGAAAGAAAAGGCCAAAGAGAGAGAAAAGGAGCAAACCGAGCACCGCCCCCAAACUCCCACCACCCCAAAGGAGAAGCGCCGCUGGAGCUUCCGCCGCUCCUCCGCCGCCGCAGCCCCUCCCAAGCCCCUCGACAUCCACAUCGAAAACGAGCCCAAGAAGCUCCCGUUGCCCGCCCCGGCCUCCCAACACAAGGCCGCCGCCACCGUGGCAGCUACCAAGAUCCAAGCAGUUUUUCGCGCGUAUUUGGCAAGAAAAGCUUUGAAUGCGCUGAAAGGAUUGGUGAAGCUGCAGGCCUUGGUGAGGGGCCAUUUGGUGAGGAAGCAAGCCACGGCCACGCUGCGGUGUAUGCAGGCCUUGGUGGCGGUGCAGGCCCGAGCCCGGGCCCACCGCUUGCAUCACACAAAAUCCACCCAUGAAAAUAUGUUUAAAAAUUCCAAUCAAGAUUUGGAAGAGAAUGUGAAGAUCGUGGAGAUGGAUCUAGGCGAGUACAGGCCGGCAACAAGAGGCCGAAACAGCUACUCGCAAAUGCAAGAGACGGCUGAGGCUGAGGAGUACUCAUUGGAGAGCAGUCCGCAGUGCUACUCAGCCGUGGUGUCGAAAGCCGACCACGCGAGGCUCCCAUUCUCGUACCCGAAAGCAGAGUCUCUCUACAACGACUGCCCCAACUACAUGGCCAAUACGCAGUCGUCCAGGGCUAAAGUGCGGUCCCACAGCGCCCCCAAGCAGCGGCCCCCCGAGGCCCCCUUGAUGCUCCUAGACAGGCGCCGCCCCUCCAUAGAGGGCCGGAACGUGCCUAGGGCGGUCAGGAUGCAGAGGUCGUCCUCCCACUAUCAUUGGUCUGUGAAGCUUGAUAGAUCAGCUGUUUCACUCAAGGAUAGUGAGUGUGGAUCGUCUACCACUCUGCUUUCUAAUAACUCCAACUAUUGUAGAUCCUUGGUUGGAUUUGAGGUGCAAGGAGGGAGGUUUUGAACUGCUGACACAGGAGGAGUAAUUUAAUCAUCAGACUUGAUAUAUAGUAUAACGUGUUUGAUUUGGUUUUGGUUUUGGUUUUGGUUUUAACCUUUUUUCUUGGUUUCGAGAUUUUGAUCAUAUUUCUUGGUUACAAGAUUUGUAAUUUCCAUUCUAGUGUAAACAGUUUGCUUAAUCUGUUGAUGUAUGUUUAUGUGGAGCAGUUAAUUGCAUUUUGUGUA